AUGUUACGAGCCUCGCGCCGCAACGCUGAUCGAGACCAGCUCCCUAUCUGUCAUUCGGCCACCAACCGCCCGGAUGACAAGGUCGAGUUCAAGGCCAGGUGCGACUCGCUGUGGCAGUCGCGUGGCACCAUGCAGUCGUGCAUCCAACACUGCUCCCCCGCCAAGCGCGUUCCUGCCAAGACAAAACCUUCUCGUAACGCCGUCUCUGCGCUGCGCCGUGCCAAGACCAGCUCGACAGGCACGUCCGUCCACAGCUCCAUCACCACCGUCCUCCUCCUCGCAUCGAUCAUAUCGCCAACAAUGCUCGACGCAACAGCCUCUCGAUUUUACACCACACCCAUGACCACGCCGCCGUCGCGGCCGGAUGCGACGCCGACGCAGCGAAGGUACCACUACCUCGAUCACCGCCCGCCCACCGGAGUGCCUGAGCGAGCAACACUACUGCUGCUGCACGGCUUCCCCGACUUUUCCUACGGCUGGAGGAAUGUCGUUGCGCCGCUGAAACUCGCCGGCUUCCGACUCAUCAUCCCGGACCUGCUCGGAUACGGUCUCAGCUCGUCGCCGCCCACCUCGGCCGCAUCCACCGCGCCGGGCACCGAAUCGCGCCUCGCAGAGUACGGAGGCCGCGCCAUCUCGAUCGACCUCAACGGCUUGCUCGACCACGCACGUGCUGCUCAGGGCUCCGAAUACGGCGCAGAGAGCCUCACCUCCGAUGGCCGCAAUGGCCGCGUCAUUGUCCUGUGCCACGACUGGGGCUCGUGGCUCGGCUGGAGAUUCGCACAGUGGUACCCCGAGCGUGUCAUGGGCGUGUGCGGUCUCUGUGUGCCCUUCCAGGCUCCCACAUCCAAGUAUCUGUCCAUCGACAUGGUGGUGAAGAACGUGCCCAACUUUGGAUACCAAAAGUUCUUUUCCGAGGAGAGGAGCACCAAGAUCAUCGAGCAACACUUGGAGCGCUUCUUGGCCAUCAUCUACAUGAUCCCCGGUCUGUUUAGCGCCGACUCGGAGAACGACGAAGAGAUUCGGGACUGGCAUCUGCUGGGCAAGCUGGAAAAGCUGAUUACGAUGCCCGAGUUCUCGGACAUCCCGCUCAAAUACCUCGGUCGCAUGAUUCUGGAUGGCGAGCAGCUUGCGCACUAUGAGCGCAUCUUCCGCAGCCGCGGCAUGGAGGGUCCGCUCAGCUGGUAUCGCACGCGCGAGGUCAACUGGCAGGAAGACCGUGCGCUCACAUCCAAGACGCUGCCCGAAUCGCUACCCGCUCUGCUCAUCUCGCCCAAGGACGACGUCGCCGUACCCCCGGCCAUGGGCAGGACCAUGCUCAAACACGUGCCCCAGACCGAAAUCAUCGAGGUGGCGGGAAGCGGACACUGGGUCCAGAACGAGCUGCCCGGCGUGGUCGUGCAGCACUUCAAGGAAUGGGUCGAACGAUCGGUGCUGCCAAACGAAAAGAAGGGCAGCGGCAUGCUCGGGUGGCUGCGAAGCAAGCUCUAG
Messenger RNA from Moesziomyces aphidis, 1488 nucleotides. The record is from the annotation of a GenBank genome assembly. NCBI's taxonomy places the organism in Eukaryota, Fungi, Basidiomycota, Ustilaginomycetes, Ustilaginales, Ustilaginaceae.